Molecule: messenger RNA, 7190 nt
Organism: Pieris napi
Lineage: Eukaryota; Metazoa; Arthropoda; Insecta; Lepidoptera; Pieridae
Product: probable cationic amino acid transporter
Exons: 18
Coding region: 90-2444 (784 amino acids)
Biological process (GO): amino acid transport; transmembrane transport
Cellular component (GO): plasma membrane
Molecular function (GO): amino acid transmembrane transporter activity
Source: RefSeq, a predicted model, not a curated record
CGUGAACUCACAGUGUCGAGUCGUCCUGAUUCUACGGGCUUUCCGAUCGAGGGACACGAAAACAACAGUCUUCUAACAGCACCUUCAAAAUGUUGAAUGCUCUUCGAUCGGUGGAUUGGGGUAAUAUUCGCCGCGAUGGCCAUAAUUUAUUCACAAAACUCAUCCGAACACGUAACCCUCAAGACAUCGAGGGUCCUGAAAUCCCAGCUCCGGGUACACAACGCCUCUCUCGAUGCUUAGAUACAACGGACCUUACAUCUUUGGGAGUUGGUUCCUGUGCCGGCACCGGGAUGUAUCUGGUCUCCGGGAUGGUUGUGCAAAAGUUUGCUGGCCCUGGAGCGGCGAUAAGUUUCAUGAUAGCAGCCAUAGCGAGCAUUUUCUCAGGGUUUUGCUACGCUGAGUUUGGUGUCCGAGUGCCAAAUACAACAGGAUCUGCUUACACCUACUCCUACGUCACUAUUGGCGAAUUCAUAGCGUUUAUUAUCGGCUGGAAUAUGCUAUUGGAAUACCUGAUUGGAACCAGUGCGUGUGCUCGAGCCUUGAGCGUCUGUUUCGACUCCUUAUGUGAUGGUGCUAUUACCAACUUCUUUGCAUCGCACAUUGGAACCAUCUUUGGCAAACCCCCGGACUUUAUAGCAUUCGCUAUAACCAUUUUAAUGUCCCUGAUACUGGUCGCCGGCGUCAAAAAGUCUCUGAUAUUCAACAAUGUCCUAAACAUCAUUAAUUGUAGCGUUUGGGUGUUUAUAAUGACAACUGGAUUGUUUUACGUUAAGUGGGAUAAUUGGUCACAGCACGGUGGAUUCCUACCGUACGGCUGGAGUGGAGUAUUCAGAGGUGCGGCAACAUGCUUCUACGCGUUCAUUGGGUUCGACAUAAUUGCUACAACAGGCGCAGAAGCCACAAAUCCAAAACGAUCAAUUCCUUUGGCUAUUGUGUACAGUCUCGGCAUUGUUCUCGUAUCCUAUGUAACCUGCUCCUUGAUGCUCAGCUUAGUCGUGCCCUACGAUCAGGUAUCGACGGAGGCUGCCCUCCUCGAUAUGUUCACCUACGUAAAUGCACCAAACUGCAAGUACAUUGUCGCUGUGGGUGCGCUAGCUGGCCUUACAGUUGCUAUGUUCGGGUCUAUGUUUCCGCUUCCUCGCGUCGUAUACGCUAUGGCGCAGGAUGGACUGAUAUUUAAACAACUGUCAGUGAUUUCGCGGUUCGGGACCCCUGCAACUGCAGCUGUUUACGGUGGUGGCGCGGCCUCUAUCGUCGCACUCUUCGUUCAUCUCGAAGUACUUGUCGAAAUGAUGAGCAUUGGUACUCUUCUGGCGUACACACUGGUGUCAACUUGUGUGCUAGUUCUUCGUUAUCAACCAAAUUCUACCAACUUGAUCGACCUCUUGCCUGAGAGCUUUCGCACUCCGGUUGACCCCGAAGGCACGGCAUCGGGUCAACGACAAACGGCAAUAAUGGGACCGAUUCAAGCCCACGUUUUACCAUGCAGUCAACGCGUAAUGGUACGUCGUGUAACACGCAGCUCACCGGACUCGGACGAUACUCUGCCUGGUGAUGACAGCGAGGAAUACGGACGCGGGGACCAGUACCUCAUUCAUUCUACCUCGGAAAACCAAUUCUACGUGCCCAGUGCUGGUUGCUCUGACGUGCCGAGGUUCCAGCGUUUCUUCGACGACAUAUACCAACGUUUGUUCGCCAUGUCGUACCUGUGCCCGGGGAUCUUGCCCUGGAUUGAUUGUGGCCCCGCUACAGAACAGAGUGGAAAGUUCGUGAUAAGGGCUGUCGGAUUGAUGUACAUCCUGGUUAUAAUUUUCGACAUGCUCGCCGCCUUCUCCAGCCCUGGCAACUUUACUACAUUCCUAAUGGUUCUACUGGCACUCGGCGUUUUGGCCAUUCUGAUUAUGAUCUCACGCAAGCCACAAAAUAAGACCGGCUUGAUAUACACUACCCCUGGCGUCCCUUUUGUACCGGCAAUUGCAGUGACUGUAAACAUUUAUCUGAUCUUAAACCUCUCUGUACUGACCCUUGUACGAUUCACCGUCUGGAUGAUUUUAGGAUUCUUUAUGUACUUCAUGUAUGGUAUUAAGAACUCUGUAUUAGAGACCGACCCGCCCAAGUCUCCGGAGCCAAUACCACCACCCCCGAACCCACUUGAACGUACUAUGUUAGUCCCAGGGCCCACUCAAAGUUACCCGGUCGGAGAUCGAAACAUAUUCCAGGGCGAUGGACCCUUCGGCAACAAUGAUCAUCAAAUCUAUGAAGAUCCGCUGCAGUCCUGGAAGAUAACAGAAACCCAACCAACACGGAACCGUACUACAAGCAAUGUAUCAUUGAAAGCAGUAGAAACUCGAUUCGAUCCUCAAACCAACAAUGUAACCACGCACACUUCUAGCCGACCACCAUGGGCGUACCCGGAGGUUACCUACGACGCAUGGGACGACUAAAUACCUGGCUAUCUCAUCCAAUGUUUUUCCUGAGCAUUUGUUUUAAAAGUUAGUUUGAGAGUUUCUCUGUCUUUCCUUGUUUGUAUUGCUUCGGCAUAUUACACUUGUUUGAGUAAUGAAGUAAUAUCCGUUCUCGCAUAUAUAGAUACUGGAUUAUAUUUUAUGUAUGGUUCAACUAGUACAAAAAAGAAAUUAUUUAUUUACACUUAUUUUUAACAGAAGUCAAAAGAAUUUAUUUUAUGAUGCACCAAAAUUAUUAAGAUAUUAUUUAUUUUAGUAAAAUAUUUUUAGCUAAGAUCUUAAAGUAUCCAAGUUUGACUUUGAAUUUUGUAAAAUUAUAUAAGAAAUAUAAAACAUUAUUACCUUGACAUUCUAGUUAUAUUCGAUGUUAAUGUGUUGUUAAAGAGUUGUUAGAGAUAAAGUGAUAAGCAAAAAAAAGUUCUUACACAAAAGUAUUAUAGUGUUUAUUUAUUCAUUGUUUUUUAAUGUAUAAAUUUAUUUCAAUUGUCAGUAUUAAUAGCGUAAGUAGUUAAUUAUUAAUCGGUUAUCUUUAUGUUUUUACACAAAAUUAGAUUAUUAGUGUUCGUAUUUCACUUCGUAAAAUAAAAUUGUUUAGAAAAGUGAGAAACUUUAUAUGUUAUUGUGUAAAAUAGGCAUUUACUAAUAUUAAACUAGUAUUAAUGAAAUAUUAAUCACUCUCUGUAUUUAAAAGAACUGAAUGUUUGGUCUGAUAUUCGUAUAUCCAACGCUUAAGGUGCUUAUUCCAAAACGUUUCGUGAUCUAGUCAAAAUAUGACAAACUAAUUGUGUGAAAGAGGCUUCAAGUUUGUUACGUAUUUUGGAAUUCGAACCUAAUACUUUUUCGUACUCAAACAUAUCAAACGAAUUUUCCAGCAAAAUAUCCAGCGUGAUACUUGCUUGUUGAGCAAAAUUUUCAAUCUUCACUUGAGACUUUCAACACCGACUAAAAUAGAUUAUUUCUAUAUGCGCAAUGAAUACUCGCGCAAGGAAAGAUUCGGAAAGACGAUACGUGCCCCGUCAUAGAAGUCUCUUCACAUAAGAAAUAAUUAACCCAAAACGCGUAAUGGCACUGCAUUAUUAUGAAACCCAGUUAAAAUCUAACAAAGGAUUGGAAAUUUUGCUUUUAAUGUUUCAUUUAAAUUUAAAACUUUUAAAAUUUACUUACUUCACUAUUUUGUAUAAUAUGUAUUUUGGAGAAUAAAAUCUAUUGAUUACUUUUAAUACCUAAGUCUGUCAGCCUAAACUGUUGCUUAAAAGUCUAGUAUACUAUGUAAAUUGUAAAAUACUGAACACGUAAAUAACAUAUCUAAUAUACUAUACCAAUUUGUGUGAAUGUUUUCUAAACUUGAAAUAGUCAAAUACAUUAUAAUCUUGGUGUCAUGAAAUGGUUGUAGACAAUAAUGUAGUUAUAAUUAAAUACGCACGCAAUCUUCUCAGCACUUCAUUACGUUAUCCUCAACAUAUAGGUCCUAUUGAAACUCACGAUUGUGAUAUUUUAAGUAAUAUAUUGGUUAAUUAGUCUUGUUAGUAACUCUCUUAAAUUAGACAUUUGUUUUACUUUAAUGCCUGUUUCUAAAUACUGAUUUUGUACAUAGUAUGGGAUGCAUGUGAUAAUUAGACAUCUCAACAUUAUUUUGUAAGUUAUUCAGUAUGAGAUUCAAAUAGAUGUUUUGUCACUUUUAUUCUAUAUUUAAAGCGAUGAUAAUGAUAAGGACAUCGUGUUAUUUGUGGCUUAAUGUGUCUAUACUGAGACUCGCCAUUUAAAUUUAUUCACUAAAAUAUUAUGAUACUCAAUUAAAUGUGAUUUUAGUUUUAUAUAUUGUAGCUUGUUCUUCGCGUAACUAUCAUUUAGUAAGGAAACGAAGAUUGAUGUUUGUAUUAUUCAUAUUAAAUAUAGGCCUUAAUAUGAAGUUGUUGUUGUUUAUUAGAACUAAAUUAUGUAUUUAACUAUUAAUUAAGACUCUUAAAUGUUAGGCGUAAGAGUUGGUCACUAUUAGUUAAAACGUAUUUAUUUAAAAACUAAAGACAACUUACGCUGGUAUUAAACAUAGAACAGUGAAAGACUUUUGCCAUUUUGAAAAUGUUCAGUUCAAACAGUGUAAUUGGCUUGAUUUGGUUUAUAAAUAAAUGCGCUAAGUUUUCUGUUUCGUAGCACAAAUAUAUAUCGUCGUAUUGAUUAUACAACAUGUGUUACCUCAUAAAAUGUAUGUGUAAAAGUCAAUAGAAAAUGUACCGAUUUUCGGAAAUUAAAUGUUAAUUCUUUGCUCUUUAGCAGGAAAUAAUUUUAAUGUUAUUUAAGGUUUACAUCUUGUGUAUUAGAUUCUAAGUUAAAAAGAACAAAGAAAGUUUCCUACUGUAUUCUGAGAAUGUAAAAUCACUACUUUAACCGCGAUUUUGACUCCACACUGUUGAAACCCUACUAGAAUUUGACAUACCUACUGGAGUCACAUUUCGCGCUCACAACUGAAACAAAAGUUUUCUGUCCAGUAUCUCAAAUCUAGUAUUAUUCCUCACUGCUCAAAUAUAAACUGUAAAGCUGUUUAGUCAUAUUGUCUUAAUAGUGUUGCAAAAUUUGGUGCAUUGAUAGUUUUCGGAAUUAGGGUAUAUUAAAAAGUUGCUCUUAGAAACGCAUUUGCCAAACUUUCAUCCUAAAUGUUGCGCGCUUUUUCAACCUCUACAAUGUAAUAGAAUUAAUUUGGCUACUCAGUUAAACAACUUUAACUGAUUCCUUUAACUUUUAGUGCACCUAUAUAAUACAAAAAAUAUGUUUAGAAAUUGUUGUACUAAAAUAUAAUAUUGUGUAAACUGUAACGUAGACUAAGGUAGCUACAUCGGACGGGCUUCAUCACUACGUAUCCCUACAAUAGUACACAACAAAGUCAAUAAUUCCUACAUUCACCAACGCUUUAACUGCACCUAUGAUUAGGUAAUCGUCGAUUUAACAAGACGUAAUAAAGCCAUUCGUCGGUAACUCAAUUUGAUUUAAAUUCAUCUAUUGUGUCGAUUAUAACGAUACCAAAAGGCAACCAACACGCAAAAACUAAGUCUAAAGAGUUGCUCAUUUGUUUAUUCCGAUCAUAGAUUUGGUGAUUUCCUAACAAAGAAAACACAGGUUUCAGUGAUAAUUAAUUCAGGACACGACGAUGAAAAAACAAAAUAGCGAAUUUUUUCUUUACAAAAGCUUGUCAACACUCGGCACACAUCAAUUAAUAUAUUUUAAUGUGACACGCGCUUAUAGGCAAAUAUAGUAAUCAUGAAGAGAAACAAAACAUCGAUUAAAAAAUUUAUAAAACGUAAAGGAAAAUUGAUUUCAAAGUGUGCGACCAAACUCUAGACAUCAAAUGAAUAUUUAAAUUUAUUAAUUUAAUAAUCAACCUACGCCUUUUUCUUGAAGGCAUAUGACUUAGGGGCCUUCAAGAAAAAGGCGUACCAUUCCCUGAAAGGUCAGCAAUACACCCGCUAGUCCUCGGCAUUGCAGGCAUUCAUCACUUUAUUCAAAGUGCCCGGUUUACCGAGUACUGGUUUGCCGUCUGUUAGUAUCCGGUCCCAUAAAUAAAAUUGUUUUAGUGAAUCCCGAACAUUUAUUUGCAUAACCACUGCAUCCAAGCUGGGCAAGCCACAUUAAUAAAAAUAUAGGGUCGGGCAACAACGGCCCGUAACAUUGUUUUACAUCGAUAUUGAAAAGACAAAACUUCAAAGCGUAAAGCGUGUGUCUACAACAUACAAAGCGAAUAAAAAUUUCUUUAUCAUACGUGCCACGUACAUGUGCGCGACUUUCACUGAUUUCACAAGAUCCUUUAUGUAAGUGAAAUUUGAAAAUAUCUUGAGUUAAAUGUUGCGUAGUCUGAAGCCAAUCCGAUGGAAACAUGAAUCUUGUCUUGUUGUUAUUUAUGUUAGGGUAAAGUGAUUGUAUUGUAUAAACUGUAAAAUCAGUAACGACCAGGGGCCUAUGCUUAUAUUGCCGCUCAACAAAAAAAUUGUACGAAAGUAGCCAUAACAUUUGAAAAAUUUGAGAGAUACCAAUUUCAAUUUAUUGAUUUGUACCACUUAUUCUAAGAUUCAGUGCAAUUGAAAAAAAUAUCCUUUAUCGGAAUUAGGGUUGGGCGGUAGGUAUUACGUCAUAAUUGUGCGGUAGGUAUCAUGACCCAUGGGGCUUGGACAAGGUCUUCCUUUAUCACUAUUUUUUAUUGAUACUAUUUAGACAAAGUCAGAUCACAAUACACUCAGUUUCUGGGUUCUUAAUUGUUUAUUAUUAUAGAUAUCUUCUAAUAUUAGAAGAUGGUACGUAUGAUUUUAUUGUUUGCCACCUUGACGCACUAAAAGUUUUAAUAAAGAGAUUGUCUUCCGAUUUUUAUUACGACAGUAAUUUACGGAUGCGGUAGGAAUUAUUUAUGUUCCAAAUGUCCGAACCAAAAAGUCGAUCGCGGAUGUCAGUCACAGAAGGCUGAUCCCCUUUUACCUAUUCGAAAAAAAUGUCACGAAACGGAUAAACGGACGAAUAUUUAAAUUUUUGCAGUGUUAUAUAUAUUUAAAUGUGUUCGUAUAAUACAAUCACUUUUAGACAUAAUAUUUAACCAAAAUGAAUGUGGAUUGGCGGUAUCGUGGAGACGGCGAAAUUUUACUAUUUUAUGUCGGAAAGAUGUCGGCAGUUGGAAUAAAUUCAUUAAAUAAAUAAGUCGUUUUAUUGAAAAGCAUAUUAACAUUUGAAAAUGACUUAACUUUGUUC